GGGAAUGGCUAGAUGAAAAAAAACUUGCGCGUUUUUUCUUUUCGUUUCUUCUCUUUCUCUUUCUAUCUCUCGAUCUCUCUCUUCUCUCUCGAUCUUUGAUCGAUCUUUUUGUCGAUGGUCAAUGAUGCAAUCUCUAUCUCAAUGCUCCAAUGAUUAGAGAGAUGUGGUUUAAAGAAUUAAUGAAGUUUCAUAAUAAAAAAUUUGGCCGAGGGGUGCAUGCUCAUGUAACAACAUCAAACUGAUUCUAGUGAUUGAUGCUCUUUGAUUCAAUACAAUACGUCUUCUUUUGUCCACUUUGAAUUCCCCACCAUAAGUGAAAGAGCCGAGAGCAAUAGCACCAACAAGCCGACAUCAACUUGUAUAGCUGCGGAUGUGCUUAGCCAAGGUACAAUAACCGGGCUGAUAAUAGUUCUGCAAAGCCACGUAACCAAUCAAGCCUGCAAAGCCAAUCUUGCUUGAAGUUCAAGAUUCUUCUUCUUCUUUGUUUAAAGCAAGUUUUUGAAAAAAGUUUAAGAACUUUGAAUUAACAACUUUACCAUUGGAGAUUCUCGGAAUGCACAGAAUGAUACUCAGUGACUCUUGCUUGCCUUGUAAUAUAAUUAGGAAGCUGCUCUUUUGUACUUUUUGAUGUGGAGUAGCAGCAUUAACAUAACUCCGGAAUAUGAAAGUGGUAGCUGCUCUCUUUUGUGGUUUUUGAUGCGGAUUAGCAGCAUGCACCAUGCAGCCUUGAUAUGGUAUUGAUUCAAUAGCUUCUACCUGCUAAACAAUGAGUUGGUAUUGAUUCAAUUCUAAUCAAACUGUUAUUUAGGCUGAGGGCUUUUGGUCCAUUCUUUUGUAAAUCAUGGGUGAGAGUUUUUAGUGAAUUAAAAAUGAUAUUGAUCACUACAAUAUUUAUACUAAAAGAAGUUGGCUGAUUUAUAGAUAGUUAUUAGGUUUGAUAAGAAGUAAUCUUUAUACAAUCCCAUUAAUCACGUAAUAUUUAGUUUGAAAAUAGGAAUAUGCUCCUAACAAUCCAAAUAUGGUAUUAAGAGAAUAUCUAAAUUAUAUAUACAAGUAUAUAAAAGUCUGUUAGAAAAUAAGUAUAAAUUUACUAAUGGUUUGUUGAUGUUUUCGUUUAUAUAUGGUAGUCACUAAAAUACAGAAAUAUAAAUUUAGAUUGAUUUUCUAAUGAUGUGUUUACUGAUUUUUUUUUCCGCAAAUUUUGGUUUUUCAAAUCAGACAUUUAAUAUUUGAAGUAUAAUUUGGAUAAUGAUUAAUAUUUGAUUGCAUAUUUGGUAAUAGUUUGAAAGAUUCGGGAUGUUAUGUUUUAAAAAUUCACAUUAAAUAUAAAAUCGUAUUUAAAUAUGGUAAUUAAUGCUUUGUGGUAAUUUUGUGGUAGUUACUAAUUAUUAGGGAUACGAUUUAAAUAUAGUAAUUAAUGCUUUGUAUUUUAAUUAGUUGUUUAUAUUAUACGGUGUUGAUUUAGUUAGAUGGUAUAUGGUAGGUCUUAAUUAUACCCGAUUUUUAUGAGAUAAUAUCUUUUUAUUUUGUUCGGCAACUGUAAUGAGUAUCAGUUUGUUUAGCUUCAAUUAAUUUCGAAUUCAAUCUGUUUGGCUUCAAGUAUUAUACUUAUCCCUAUUCAGUUUUCAGUGGCAUUUCAUUGUAAUAAUCUCUUAAUAUAUGUCUACUUAUUAAAAAUGCUCCCCUUUUAAUAGUAUAGAUGUUUAUAGAGUUUAAACUAAAAAUCCCAACGAAUCAUACGUGUACAAGUUAUCUGGUUUUUUUUUUCAUGUGACAAAAAAAAAUGUUUUUUUUUUACAAAAAAGAAUGUUUUUUUUACAAAAAAGAAUGUUAUUUUCAAAAUAAUAAUAAUUCCGAAAAACAUAUUUUAUUAAAAUGUAAAGUAUUUAGAAUGUAAAUGUUAAUUCAGGGAAUUUACUUAUAUUAUUAUGUAUUUUACUAAAAUUCAUUAUAUCUGCAAAAAAAAAGAAGUUCUUGAACGACAAUAAUGAAUUUUGGGAUGUUUUCUAUAUUUUUAUUUUAUUUUCUUUAACAUCAAAAGCUAAUUUUCCUAUCCUUUGAUGUUUAAAAGAAGAAAAUAUUAUAGAAUUUUUUUUUUUUUUUUUUUUUUAAUUUUCGACAAAGCUAUAGAAAGUUUACAUUUAUGAUAAAUUGGUAAAAUACAUUACAAUCAAACAUUUAUGGAAACGAGAUUUUUUUAUUUAUUUCUUUUUUUGUCUUUGUUUUUGUGAUAUAAAUAUGUGUACGCACGCCAAAAAUAAACACACAAACACUCAAACAGAGAGAGACAAAAGACACAAAGGACAUCAUCACCAUGUCAGAGAGACAGGUUGUUAAGAAGAUUUAUGCAAAUUUUGAGAACGACGGUGGUGCUGGUAAUGUUAUUAGACAAGGCAUCACGAAGACAAACCAUGAGUUAUUGGACCCGUUCGUCUCGCUUGCUGAACUUUCCUUUUCACCUCCUGGUGGAUUCAGAGAUCAUCCUCACAGAGGUUUUGAAAGUGUGACAUACAUGUUGCAGGGAGGCCUCAUUCACCAAGACUGUAAUGGUCAUAGAGGUACAAUCCAAGAAGGAGAUGUUCAGUGGACGACAGCAGGAAGAGGACUUAUUCAUUCUGAAAUGCCUCAAGAAGAAGCUAACAGUCUCAUACAACUCUGGAUCAACCUCCCUUCCAGUCAAAAGAUGAUCUGGCCAAAAAACCGAGAAAUACCGAAUUCAUAUAUUCGUAGAGCAUGGGACAAUGGAGUAGAGGUCAAAAUCAUAGCCGGAGAGUCGAUGGGAGUCAAGUCUCCUUGCUACACAGAAACACCAAUCAUGUUCCUUGACGUUACUGUCGACCCAAGUGCUCAAACCAACCAGACCAUUCCAGAGUCAUGGACUGCUUUCGCCUACGUUCUAGAAGGCGAUGAAGGCGUGUUUAGCUCCUCGGACUCUUCCACAGUAGAAGCACACAAUGUUGUGGUAUUUGGAAGAGGGGAUCAAGUUAGCGUGGAGAAUACAUCAAGCUCUAGGCCGUUGAGGUUCUUGUUGAUUGCAGGGGAACCGAUCGGCGAGCCUGUGUUUCAGCACGGGCCAUUUGUGAUGAACUCGCAGGCUGAUAUUGAUAUGACAAUUGACGACUAUCGCAACGCCAAGAAUGGCUUUGAGAUGGCUAAGUCUUGGAGGUCACAGUGAAGAGUUUGAAGCAAUAACCAGAGACAUGCAGUUAUAUUUAUUAGGUUUUCUUUUCUUAUCGCACACGGUUUUAAUCUUACAUUCUAUUUCUAUAUCUUAUCAUUGUCCGUAAUAAUAAAAACACAUGCUACGUUUUUAAUAAAUUGAUUCACAAUAAUGUUUUAACGA
Molecule: messenger RNA, 3343 nt
Organism: Camelina sativa (false flax)
Lineage: Eukaryota; Viridiplantae; Streptophyta; Magnoliopsida; Brassicales; Brassicaceae
Source: RefSeq, a predicted model, not a curated record